AUGUCUGCCCCCAACCCGUAUAUCCUCGCCUCGGACAAUUCGCCUGCCUUACUGCCCCUCCUUCGAUCCAACCCCUCGUUAGCCUCCGCCCAAGAUUCCUAUGGCUAUUCUCUCCUGCACGCUGCCUCAUCUUACGGUCACGUAGACCUGCUCCGGUCCCUGGUUCAAGAAUUCCACGUCAACAUCAACCUUACGGAUGAAGAUGGGGAAACUUGCCUUUUCGUUGCCGAAACUGUCGAAGUUGCCCGGUGCCUGGUGGAGGAGCUUGGUGUAAAUAGGGACUUGACAAACGAUGAAGGGUUGACAGCUGAAGAGGCGAUUCUCAACGAUGGCUCCUUUCCACGGGUCGCAGCAUACCUAAAAGGCGCUCUGAAAAAUACUGCCAACGGCAGCAGCUCUACACCGAGCUUGCCCCCGAAUGUCACCGUGAAUUUCGGUACAAUGACGGAGCCGCCUGUAGAUGAGGACUCGGGUGCACCGGACCCGGAAUUCAGGCGCAGAAUAGAAGAGCUUGCUUCGAGAGAAAAUUUCCACAGCGAAGAGAACCAACGAGAGCUACGACAACUUGUUGCAGAAGCCGUCAGGGGCGUCAACGUGGAAACCCAGCGAAAGGACGUCCGUCGCCGACUAGACUGA
Molecule: messenger RNA, 636 nt
Organism: Ophidiomyces ophidiicola
Lineage: Eukaryota; Fungi; Ascomycota; Eurotiomycetes; Onygenales; Onygenaceae
Exons: 1
Coding region: 1-636 (211 amino acids)
Molecular function (GO): protein binding
Source: RefSeq, a predicted model, not a curated record